This is a messenger RNA of Serinus canaria (Common canary), 1233 nucleotides long. RefSeq names its product carboxymethylenebutenolidase homolog. The coding region runs from base 179 to 916 and encodes 245 amino acids. The transcript has 6 exons. NCBI's taxonomy places the organism in Eukaryota, Metazoa, Chordata, Aves, Passeriformes, Fringillidae. Gene Ontology annotation, molecular function: hydrolase activity. The record is from RefSeq and is a predicted model, not a curated record.
GCGAGGCACAAAGAUAAAGGCGGGGGCUUAUGUAACUCUCUUUUAAAGGAACGCGGUCCUGGCGCUCUCCCCCUCCGUUUGGGGAGUCAGCGCUUCGUUUGGGAUCCAGCUCAGCCGCGCUGAGCUCCUGCAUCCUGCUCCCAGAGUCUCGCACACCCGCACGGCUACAGUAUCACACAUGGCCAACGAAUCGAGGCCCUGCCCAUGUGAUAUUGGAGACAGGUUUGACUAUGGAGGCCGUGGGCAGGAGGUACAAGUUGGGCACAUCAAGGCGUACGUCUGCAAACCUUCUGCCAGCACCGACAAAGCUGUCAUUGUGAUCCAUGACAUAUUUGGGUGGCAACUCCCAAACACCAGAUACAUAGCUGAUAUGCUAGCAACUAAUGGAUACAUAGCCAUCUGCCCAGAUUUUUUUGUGGGACAAGAAGCUUGGAAACCUUCUAAUGACUGGGCAUCUUUCAAUGACUGGGUGAAAACACGAGAUGCUGGCAAAACAGACAAAGAAGUUGAUGUCGUCCUCAAGUAUCUAAAGGAGCAAUGUGGUGCGAAGAAGAUUGGUGUCAUUGGGUUUUGCUGGGGUGGAGCAGCAGUGCAACAUCUGAUGCUGAAAAAUCCCCAUUUAAAGACUGGAGUGUCCCUCUAUGGAGUGAUCAGCCGCUUUGAGGACAAACACAGUUUGCUGCAUCCUACCUUCUUCAUUUUUGGUGAGAAGGAUGACAUCAUUCCAUUGGAGCAGGUCACCUUGCUGGAGCAGAAGCUUAAACAAAACUGUAAAGUUGAUUAUGAAGUUAAAAUUUACCCUGGACAGACACAUGGGUUUGUGCAUCGCAAAAGAGAAGAUAUCAAUCCUCAAGAUAAACCUUAUAUUGAGGAAGGACGAAAGGAUAUGAUCAACUGGCUGAAUAAAUAUAUUUAGGUUAAAAUAAUGCCAAUAAACAAAAUCAAUUGUUGUAGGAAAUCAGAAAAUAAUACAGACUGUAUUGCUUAAAAUGUUCUUACAACCAUAAAAAUAUUUUGUAAAACUCUUCUAACACUACUUAUUUGUACUUAUCUUCUAAGUAGGGGCUUAAAAUGGCUUUUGGAAUGCUGAAAGCUAAAAAUGUAAAGAAAGUUUAUAACACUGGUCUUGUAUAUCUUAUAAUUAUUAGAAUUUCAUAUGGCAUAUUUUCUGGCACCUGAAAAUUUAAUUUUUUUACAUCAAUGUCAAUAUGAUUAAAAACCAUUGAAACUCUG